GGAGAGGGGGCAGGGGUGAGCUUGAGUUUGAGCGCCGUGUCUGACCGACCGCCCGCCCCGCGUUUCGCGCAAGCGCAGCAAGGUCCGCGUCGCACGCUGAUGCGCAAACAGACUGUUAGUGACCUCGCGGGGAGGUGUGGUCCACAGGAGGGGCACGGUCCUCACAAUCCGUGGUGAGGGCGGGAUCUCGGCGAGCAGUAGAGAGACCCGGCCCAAUGGAAAAGCUGGUCUAGGGCACCCGCAGCCCCACAGAACAGCGUUAGGGGCGAAGUCUCCCCGACCAUGACCUCCACUGGCCAGGAUUCCACCACAACCAAGCAGCGGAGUAGGCACAACCCCCACUCGACCCCCCACGACUCCAACGUCACCUCGAAGCGAGGUACUAAGAAGGGUGCCACGCUCCACUCCAGCCCCAAACUAGCAGAAGUUAAGAAGAAAGGCAGAAUGAAGAAGCUCAGCCAGGCAACAGGGCAAGACCUAAUCGUGGGGCUGCAAGGGCUGGAUCUGAACGUUGAGGCCAAGACACUGUCUGGUACUGGCUUGGUGUUAGAUGAGCAGCUCAAUGAAUUCCACUGCCUCUGGGAUGACAGCUUCCCUGAAGGCCCCGAGCGGCUCCAUGCCAUCAAGGAACAACUGAUCCAGGAGGGCCUCCUGGACCGCUGUGUGUCCUUUCAGGCCCGGUUUGCUGAAAAGGAGGAGCUGAUGUUGGUUCACAGCCUAGAAUACAUUGAUCUGAUGGAGACAACCCAAUACAUGAAUGAGGGAGAACUCCGUAUCCUAGCAGACACCUAUGACUCAGUUUAUCUGCAUCCGAACUCAUACACCUGCGCCUGCCUGGCUUCAGGCUCCGUCCUCAGGCUGGUGGAUGCAGUCCUGGGGGCAGAGAUCCGGAAUGGCAUGGCCAUCAUCAGGCCUCCUGGACACCACGCCCAACACAGUCUCAUGGACGGGUAUUGCAUGUUCAACCAUGUGGCCGUGGCUGCCCGCUACGCUCAACAGAAGCAUGGCAUUCAGAGGGUCCUUAUCGUGGAUUGGGAUGUACACCACGGUCAGGGAACACAGUUCACCUUUGACCAAGACCCCAGCGUGCUCUAUUUCUCCAUCCACCGCUACGAGCAGGGUCGGUUCUGGCCCCACCUGAAGGCCUCUAACUGGUCCACCACAGGUUUUGGCCAGGGACAGGGAUACACCAUCAAUGUGCCUUGGAACCAGGUGGGGAUGCGAGAUGCCGACUACAUCGCUGCUUUCCUGCAAGUCCUACUGCCAGUCGCCCUUGAGUUCCACCCCCAGCUGGUCCUGGUGGCUGCUGGAUUUGAUGCCCUUCAAGGGGACCCCAAGGGUGAGAUGGCUGCCACUCCGGCAGGGUUUGCCCAGCUAACCCAUCUGCUCAUGGGUCUGGCAGGAGGCAGACUGAUCCUGUCUCUGGAGGGUGGCUACAACCUCCGCUCCCUGGCUGAGGGCGUCAGUGCCUCACUUCACACCCUCCUGGGAGACCCUUGCCCCAUGCUGGAGUCCCCUGGUGCCCCCUGCCCAAGUGCCCAGUCUUCACUGUCCUGCGCUCUGGAAGCCCUGGAGCCCUUCUGGGAAGUCCUUGUGAGAUCAGGUGAGACCCGGGAGGAGGACAACGUGGAGAGGGACAAUGCAGAAGAGGAGGAAGAGGAGGAGGAGGAACCAUGGCAGCCCCCUGAGCUCCCAAUCCUGACGUGGCCAGUGCUGCAGGCUCGCACAGGGCUGGUCUACGACCAACAGAUGAUGGGUCACUACAACUUGUGGGAUAACCACCACCCCGAGAUGCCCCAGCGCAUCUCACAGAUCAUGUGCCGUCUGGAGGAGCUGGGCCUUUCUAGGCGCUGCCUCAUCCUGCCUGCACGUCCUGCCACAGACGCUGAGCUGCUCACCUGCCACAGUGCUGAGUAUGUGGGUCGUCUGCGGGCCACAGAGAAGAUGAAACCCCGGGAGCUGCACCGCGAGGGUGCCAACUUUGACUCCAUCUACAUAUGCCCCAGCACCUUCGCCUGUGCGAAGCUGGCUGCCGGCUCCACAUGCUGCCUUGUGGAGGCUGUGCUGGCAGGAGAGGUUUUGAAUGGUGUUGCUGUGGUGCGUCCUCCGGGACACCAUGCAGAACAGGAUGCUGCCUGUGGUUUCUGCUUUUUCAACUCUGUAGCUGUGGCUGCUCGCCAUGCCCAGGUCAUCAGUGGGCAUGCUCUGCGGAUUUUGAUCGUGGAUUGGGACGUCCAUCACGGUAAUGGAACUCAGCAUAUAUUUGAGGAGGAUCCCAGCAUACUCUACAUUUCCCUGCACCGCUAUGAUCAUGGCACCUUCUUUCCCAUGGGGGAUGAGGGUGCCAGCAACCAGGUGGGCUGGGCCGCGGGCAUGGGCUUCACUGUCAAUGUGGCCUGGAAUGGGCCCCGCAUGGGUGACGCUGAGUACCUGGCUGCUUGGCAUCGUGUGGUGCUUCCCAUUGCCUACGAGUUUAAUCCAGAACUGGUGCUAGUCUCAGCUGGCUUUGAUGCAGCACGGGGGGACCCGUUGGGGGGCUGCCAGGUAUCACCUGAGGGCUAUGCCCAUCUCACCCACCUGCUGAUGGGCCUUGCCAGUGGCCGCAUUAUCCUAAUCCUAGAGGGUGGCUAUAACCUGACAUCCAUCUCAGAGUCCAUGGCUGCCUGCACCCGUACCCUCCUUGGGGACCCGCCACCCCUGCUGACCCUGCCACGGCCCCCACUAUCCGGGGCCCUGGCCUCGAUUGCUAAGACCAUCCAAAUCCAUCGCAAAUACUGGCGCAGCUUACGGGUCACAAAAUUCGAAGACAAGGAGGGACCCUCCAGUUCUAAGUUGACCAAGGAGGCACCCCAACCAGCAAAUCCUGAGUCAGCUGAGAGGCUGACCACACUAGAAGGGAACAUUCUGGAUGCAAGCACAGAAAAGGACACCUCAGCAUCAUCUGUUCAAGAGUCUACUCCAGCCCAGACUAAGUCACAGACGGAUGUGGUAGAGCGCACUCAGGACCAGCCCUCAGAGGCAGCCAAGGGGGAACCCAUGCUGGACAAGACCACCUCAGAGGCAGCCACGCCAGACCAGACCACCUCAGAGGCAGCCAUGCUGGGCCAGACCACCUCAGAGGAGGCUGCGGAAAUUGCCAAGCUGAUCCAAACCCCUCCAGCCUCACCUGUGCAAGGAGCCACAGCCCAGAUAUCCCUAAGUAAGCUGAUUGGGAAUCUCAGGACCUUGGAACUAGACAACAAGGCUCAGGAGGCCCCAGAGUCUCAGAUCCCAGAAGAGGAGAGGCUACUUGGAGAAGCAGCUGGAGGUCAGGACGUGGAUAAUUCAGUGCUGAUGCAGGCCUUUGGGAACACUGACCAGGUCAUGUUUUAUGCUGUGACACCACUGCCUUGGUGUCCCCAUUUGGUGGCAGUAUGCCCCAUUCCUGAAGCAGGCCUGGACGUGACCCAGCCUUGCCAGGACUGUGGAGCACUCCAGGAGAACUGGGUGUGUCUGUCUUGCUAUGAGGUCUACUGUGGUCGUUACAUCAGUGCCCAUAUGCUACAGCACUACGAAGUCUCAGGACACCCAAUGGUCCUCAGCUAUGUCGACCUUUCUACCUGGUGUUACCAAUGUCAGGCCUAUGUCCACCAUCAGGCUCUCCUAGAUGUGAAGAACGUCGCCCACCAAAACAAGUUUGGGGAGGACAUGCCCCACUCACACUAACUCCCAGAACAUGCUUCUCCUCUCAUCUUGAGACCCAAGAUAGACCAGCCUUAGUUCAUUCCAACCUGUACCUUGGAUGAGGGGCAGCCUCUAUCCCAUUCUGAAAACCCUUUACAACUCACUAAUGGAUAUGAUUUAACUGUAAAUACCUGUAAGAGGACUGUGAUGGUGACUUGUUGAUCUGCCCCUGCCCACUGCCUGCUCUAGGGACUCUAUCUACUCUGCCCUAGAAGGAAAGCGGAACCAGCUCAGUGGCCCCAAGAGAGGGGCUGAUAUCAAGAAGGUGAUACUGUGGAGGGAGGGGGGAUCAACUGGCAGGUAUGGCAGGAUUACAUAUGUAAUAAAGUACAAACUAUUACAAAACCUGGA
This is a messenger RNA of Pteropus alecto (black flying fox), 4074 nucleotides long. RefSeq names its product histone deacetylase 6 (gene HDAC6). Gene Ontology annotation, molecular function: histone deacetylase activity; zinc ion binding. Gene Ontology annotation, cellular component: histone deacetylase complex. Bases 283 to 3705 code for a protein of 1140 amino acids. Lineage: Eukaryota; Metazoa; Chordata; Mammalia; Chiroptera; Pteropodidae. The record is from RefSeq and is a predicted model, not a curated record. Gene Ontology annotation, biological process: chromatin organization. The transcript is spliced from 29 exons.